This is a messenger RNA of Lodderomyces elongisporus, 2391 nucleotides long. It is a transcript of the gene YPO7, whose product is annotated as putative tRNA 4-demethylwyosine synthase. Gene Ontology annotation, biological process: wybutosine biosynthetic process. The coding region runs from base 1 to 2391 and encodes 796 amino acids. Gene Ontology annotation, molecular function: catalytic activity; 4 iron, 4 sulfur cluster binding; FMN binding. NCBI's taxonomy places the organism in Eukaryota, Fungi, Ascomycota, Pichiomycetes, Serinales, Debaryomycetaceae. The record is from RefSeq and is a predicted model, not a curated record. The transcript has a single exon.
AUGGGGUCGGGCAAUUUAAUUCUUUCGGCUUGCAUUGCAACGUACCUCUUAAACGGAGGAAGAUGGUCUUUGGCACUUUGCGCCUUGGUAUUAUCAUACAUAUAUAAACAUGAACAACAACAACAACAACAGCAUCAACAACAGCAACAGCAAGGGCAAAUACAAAUACAAGUUCAUGGCCAAAACCUGGAACAAGAUGCUAGAUCUGUAAUUUCUAAACCAAAUGCAAACUUUCAAAAUCUUGGAGGUAAACAGGCAUUUCUUCGCAAAGAGUCUCAAAAUCACAGUUCACCUAUUCUUGCAGUAGAUUUCACAACGUCAAAAAACUUUGCUUCACUGAAUAAUGGACCAACUGCAGAACGUACGAAACCGUUUCCUACACGCGCCAAGAGGUCGCCGAAAGUUUUCAAAGCCAGUAAGCCAACUAUUGAGAAAGUUGGAGCACAUCUCACCAACUCUACCCAAGUAGAUCUCAAACAAGCACAGAUUUAUAUUUUUUACACAUCUUUAACUGGGUCUUCAACUAGGAUAGCCAAAAAGCUUUGUGAGAAAUUGACGUCGCUCGAGCUCAAACACAAACCCAAAUUGCUAAGCCUUGAUGACGACGUUGAUGACCUCGAAAAAUAUUUCUUAAAGACACCUAAGAAUAACAGCGAGACAACAAAUGGGAAUAGCGAGGUAAAUGAAAAAAAUAUCUACUUGAUGGUUUUGCCUUCAUACGAAACAGAUUCGCCAAUCGAUUAUUUCCUUGAACAUUUGGUUGACACAUACCAAGAUUUCCGAGUAGACAAGUACCCAUUGAGGUCACUUUUAGGUUUUGCCGUACUAGGUUUAGGAGACAGAGAGAGCUGGGCAGGUGAAAAGUUUUGUCAGCAAGCAAAACUAGCCGACAGAUGGUUAGGAAAAUUGGGUGCGAGGAGGUUAUUCCCUGCUGGAACUGUUUGUAUGAAGUAUGAAGGUGAACCUAAAGCACAGGAAUGGAUUCAGGGUUUUGCCGAAUUAUUGGUUGAUGAUGAACCAUUUUACGUUGAUGAAAAUGAUGAUGCUGCUUUUGAUGACAGUGAUGCCGAGACCGAGGCUAGUGACGAUGCCGACACGUUGGUUGAUGUUGAAGACAUGGGUGACAUUAUCCGUAAAACUGGACAGAUCCAAAGACAACCUGGAUCAAGAGAAUUGGAGAUCAAACAAAUGGUUACUAAAGAUUCCCCAACAUACAAAUCACUUACAAAGCAAGGAUAUACCAUUGUUGGCUCGCAUUCGGGUGUCAAGAUUUGUAGGUGGACAAAGUCAGCCUUGCGCGGUAGAGGAUCGUGUUACAAAUUUGCAUUUUACGGUAUCAAGAGUCAUUUGUGUAUGGAGACAACUCCAUCAUUAGCAUGCUCAAAUAAAUGUGUCUUUUGUUGGAGACAUGGAACUAAUCCGGUAGCAAAGCUGAAUUGGCGGUGGGAGGUUGAUCCACCAGAAAAAGUCAUGGAGGGGGCAUUACAGGGCCAUUAUCAAAAAAUCAAACAAAUGAGAGGUGUUCCUGGUAUACAAAUGGAUAGGUUCCAAGAAGCAUUCCAAGUUAAGCAUUGUGCCCUUUCAUUAGUUGGUGAGCCCAUCUUUUACCCACACAUCAAUGAGUUUGUCAAAAUGCUUCAUGAUCAACAUAUUUCCUCCUUCUUAGUAUGUAAUGCCCAGCAUCCAGACAAUCUUGCCAAAUUAAGUAAAGUUACUCAAUUAUACGUUAGUAUCGAUGCACCAACCAAGUCUGAUCUCAAAAAAGUUGAUCGUCCUUUAAAUAGUGAUUUUUGGGAACGUUUAAUGUCAUGUUUGGAUAUUCUACGCACAACACAAUCCCACCAACGAACUGUUUUCAGGUUAACAUUGGUUAAGGGGUUUAAUAUGACGGACAUUGAGAGUUAUGCUGAUAUGGUGGAGCGUGCAAUGCCCUCACAAAUAGAAAUCAAGGGAGCAACAUUCUGCGGUUCGUCUACUGGGAAUGGGAAUCCAUUAACGAUGCAAAACAUUCCAUUUUACGAAGAAUGUAAGAAUUUUGUGCAAAGCUUGAACUCAGAGUUACAUAGAAGAGGACUUGAUUACGAUAUUGCCGCAGAGCAUGCACACUCUUGUUGUAUCCUUGUUGCUCAUGAAAAAUUCAGGAUUAAUGGUGUUUGGCACACACAUAUCGACUAUGCCAAGUUCUUUGAAUUAUUAGAAAGCGGUAAGGAUUUUGUCGAUAUUGACUACGUGGCACCAACUCCAGAAUGGGCCAUAUGGGGCUCUCAAGAAGCAGGAUUCAAUCCUGUGGAUACCCGAUGGGAUCGUAAAGCGGAGAAAUUGAAGAACAAAUUGGCAAGAGAAGAGGAGGCAAUACUCAAGGAAGAGGAUCUUGUUGCAGAAGUCAAAUAA